GAGGUGUGUAGUCGAGAGUCGAGUACUAGGUAUUCUGUUGCCGCAUUUGCCGGUGUUGUUAGUUUUUGUAAAAGCUAAGGUGCAGGGUAAUUUUUAUUAAAGGACAUCGUUGAUUUAUUUUCAAAAUGACUAUCGGCAAGAACAACAAGAUGUUGCAGCACAUCAACUACCGGGUGCGCAUCAUCCUGCAAGACUCUCGUACGUUCAUCGGCACAUUCAAAGCGUUCGACAAGCACAUGAACCUGAUCCUGGGGGACUGCGAGGAGUUCCGCAAGAUCAAGCCCAAGAACUCGAAGCAGCCGGAGCGCGACGAGAAGCGCGUGCUGGGCUUCGUGCUGCUCCGUGGGGAGAACAUCGUGUCCAUCACGGUGGAGGGGCCUCCGCCCCCCGAGGAGGGCCUGCCGCGCGUGCCCAUCCCGGGAGCCGCCCCCGGGCCGGGCGUGGGCCGCGCCGCCGGCCGGGGCAUGCCCUCGGGCGCCACCGGCGUGCCCGCAGGUCUGCAGGGGCCGGUGCGAGGCGUGGGCGGUCCGUCCCAGCAGGUGAUGACCCCCGGAGGCCGCGGCAGCCCGCAGGUGUCCGCCCCGCCCCAGAUGCGGCCCCAGGCCGGGCCCCGGGGCAUGCCCAUGGGGGGCCCGCCCCCCGGCAUGAUGGGACCCCCGCCUGGCAUGAUGGGCAUGCCGCCCAUGGGCAUGGGUCGUGGCGCUCCGCCGAUGGGCCCGCCGGGCAUGCGAGGACCAGGUACGAACCCCUUCCAGUAGUGCUCCUGGGAGCCGGCCCCGGUGGAGGACCUUCAGCCACUGUCGCUUGGUGGGCCGCCCCAUCCGUACUAGCCACUUGGAAGGAAGAGCGGUGGGACAAAGUCCUAGGACAUUUACUGUGUUGAAGCUUUUUUACCGAGUCAGUGUCAGUUGUUCUUACUGCGGCUCCCCUGAGCCGGGACGUGUGUGUUGUUACGACAGUGUUCGGAGCAGGACGUAUGGACCGCCAACAGGUUACAUCAAACUUGUUUGUUGUAUGUGUGUGAAAUAGUGAAAUUUUUUACUGCUAUUUUGGGUAAUAUCAUGCCAUUGUGUCCUGUUUUCGAAAGGCUAAGUCAGUGUAAUAUGUUCUCGAUCCAUGAUGGUUUUAGUUUUGUAAAAUAACGGACCCAAUAAAACAUGUAAUUGUA
Molecule: messenger RNA, 1168 nt
Organism: Bacillus rossius redtenbacheri
Lineage: Eukaryota; Metazoa; Arthropoda; Insecta; Phasmatodea; Bacillidae
Gene: SmB
Product: small nuclear ribonucleoprotein-associated protein B
Exons: 6
Coding region: 126-758 (210 amino acids)
Biological process (GO): mRNA splicing, via spliceosome
Cellular component (GO): U4 snRNP; cytoplasm; U2-type prespliceosome
Molecular function (GO): RNA binding
Source: RefSeq, a predicted model, not a curated record